GAUGGGAAUUCACAUGACGAUACUGGCAUUCAGUAGAUUUGUCUUUCGCCUGUGUUAUCACCAGUAUAUGUCUAGACGCUCUUGCUCGGGCACAGAUCGACGUCUGUGCAAUGCGCAUGCGAGCAAACCUACUAGCUGUGGAAAAACCAGACAACUGGCUAACUUCAACAUGACACGCUCAAUUACCAAUGCACAUUCGUGCAUACAGAAUGUGCACAGUAGAACACGUGGCUAUACCAUCUGCACUACAGUAUUCUAAAACCGAAUGUUCUUCCUGCCUUAUCGUCACAGUAGCUAUUCUGAGUGAGACGUAAUGGUUGUAGCAUGUUAUUGUUACCAUGUUUAGCCUAUUGUCCUUUUUAUUGUUAUUCGCUGUUAUCAUUGUAUCUUUUAAUUUUAUUACAACCAUAAUUUAAAAAGCCAGGGAGAAGACACAGUCUGCUACAUCCUUCUGUGUCUAUCAGAGUAAAUUCGGAGUAAACUGAACUUCGUUUGAGUAAAUUCCUUUGCCUUCUGUACAGAAAGAUUCUACUACUGAUAUACAUCUAAAGCUACUGCAAAUUGGACCGUUUUGGGUGUCAGGGAAAAUGUAUGGUGUAAAAAGUACAUUAUUUUCUUUGGGAAUGUAGUAAAGUAAAAAUGGGCAAAAAUAUAAAUAGUACAGAUAUCCCAAAAAACAACUUAAGUAGUACUUUCAAGUAUUUUUACUUAAGUACUUUACACUACUGGAUAGCAGGACAACACCAGAUAAUAGUAAUAUAUCAUUAUGUGAUGUCAUGAGUAGAAUAAUAGAAUAUUCCAUGUUUUUGAUCAUACCCUCACAUUAACAAUGCUGUUCAAACAAAAGCUAACAAUGUAUGGAAAAUUACUUGCUUUUAUAUGGUCGUGUGGGGUAUGAACUGGUAUUAGCUAGCUUUGACUGGUUUGUCCGGCUGUGCCUCAUUCUCCUAGGUGCAGUUGGAUGCCACGUAAAGCCCAUUACUAUUGUAUAGGUAAGACUCAACACAGGAAGGCAGGACAGAGGAUGCCUAAACCUUAUGUAAUAUUGUUUACGAGGUGGCAGGGUAGCCUAGUGGUUAGAGCGUUGGACUAGUAACCGAAAGGUUGCAAGUUCAAAUCCCCAAGCUGACAAGGUACAAAUCUGUUGUUCUGCCCCUGAACAAGGCAGUUUAGCCCACUGUUCCUAGAAAAUAAGAAUUUGUUCUUAACUGACUUUCCUAGUAAAAUAAAGGUAAAAUAAAAGUCACGUGACUAAGGGUAUAUAAGAUGACAGCAGUAUGUGUACUGGCAUAAUUCAUUAUAAAGUAAUGGAUUUGGUGUAUAAAUAAUAUUGUUAAAUACAGAGAUACCAGUCACAUCACUGUGAUUCCCAAGUGGAAACAGUGACUCAUUAAUCUGUGAACAAAUAUUUCAGAGAGAAUAACCCAGAUCAUUUGAAUGGGCUGAAACUAUUUUUGCAUCUCAGCUGUGGGAAUUUCAGCUGUGUCACUCUGGUUAGAGACAGAAAACCACCUCAUCCUGUCCAGACAACUGCAAAUAGACGUAUCAAACCUCUUCUUUAUAUGAAUAUACGCAUAUAAAGGUAGACCAAAAAAAAGCAUUUCACAGACCGACAUAUAGUAGAAUAACAAUACAAUAAAUAUUAGUUGCUCUAGUUUGAGGUGGUUCUCACCUCUUCUUGAAAGUCACGAGUCAUGACUGUCUUAUGGCAGACUAACGUCUGCAAAGCAGUACCCGUAGCCCAAGUGUUUUUUAGGGCCUGUAACAUGUUUGCUCUUGGGACAAUGGAGAGGGGGAGAUGGGAAACCUGUUACAUCAGUACAACAGAGAAAGGAGUGCAGGUGCCUUCACAGGGAGGGGCCUAGCUGAUGGCAGAUGACGUGACCUUGCCUUUGCUUUCUACCAUUCCACAUCCCCAUAGACUGUUCUUGAAGGGUUGAGUGAGCAUCAGAAUCAACAAUAUUCCAAAAGUACCUGGAGAACUAUUUGCCAUACAUUUUCAGCCUUAUCAUCAUUUGAGCUCAUUGAACUUGAACUUGAUUUAAUCAAAGACCCGCAUACUAGAAAGAGGAGAGUUAGUCUACCAAGAGGUUUGGCAACGCUGGAGUGGAUCAAGAGAAGUUGAAGAAAUAUUUGUGAUCGUCCAUUUGUUUCCUUUUCAUCAUUUGAGAUUAUUUCACCACCUGCAUACUUGGAAGAGGGGAAAAGCCCAUUGUGACGUAAGUAGGCCUUUUUUCCCCAGUUACUUAGAUGAUUGAUUUCUCACUGUCUAUUAUGUUAAGUCUUUUUCAGACACUCAAACCAUUUAUGACUUGCUGGAAUGAAACUGAACGUUGAUUUACCAGUUGUUCAAUAAAAACAAGUCAUUCUUGAAUGAUUUGUGAGCUCGUCAGACGCUCAAACCAUUGAUGUUUCAUUAUAAAGCAGUGGGAGAUUGAUUCAAUUGUUUAGUCAGUACUACUUGUAAACAACAUCUUCAUUUACUUCUUUGUCUACAUUUUAUAAGUUGCAAAUGUACACAGACACGGGGCUAGACGAUUUCUCCAACAUCAAACGACUGAGUCCCUUUCACAUUUUGGGCCCCGGCACAUGUUUUGUUGUUGUUGUUGAAUUCUAACAUCUGCCUCCGUGUUUCCCCACCGAUUUGAAUACUUCAGAGGCACCACUAUCAAAUUGAUUUCAAACAACUGGAUCCAUCUUUUUUUUCUACAGAUCUCAGUACAUUUCAAAAGGCGCCACCAGCAGACCAUUCAAGAUGGAUAAGUUCCGUAUGAUGUUCCAGUUCCUCCAAUCCAACCAGGAGUCCUUCAUGAAUGGCAUCUGUGGUAUCAUGGCCCUAGCUAGCGCCCAGCUCUACUCAGCCUUCGAGUUUAGCUGCCCUUGUAUCCCGGAGUACAACUACGCCUACGGGAUUGGACUGCUGGUUAUCCCACCUAUAUGGUUCUUCCUACUAGGGUUCGUGUUGAAUAACAAUGUUUCGAUGUUAGCUGAGGAGUGGAAAAGGCCGACGGGGAAGAGGGUGAAGGAUCCGACGAUCCUUCGUUACAUGUUCGUUUCGAUCACGCAGCGGUCCUUGAUCGCGCCCAUGGUGUGGAUAUCUGUGACUCUUAUGGACGGGAAGAGCUUCCUGUGUGCGUUCAGCGUCAACUUGGACAUUCAUCAGUUUGGGAAUUCGACCCUCAUUGAGGGAAUGACGGAAGUGGAGAUUGUUAAAUUGUUAGCGAAGAUUCCAUGCAAGAAUAUCUUCAAUCAGCCCGAGGUGAUAUCGAGAGAAGCGGCAUCGAGAUAUAUCAAGUGUAUAUCCCAGGCGUUUGGCUGGGUAUUCCUGCUGCUGAUGACCUUAGCAGCCUUCAUGAUACGAGCCAUCCGACCCUGCUUCACCCAAGCUGCCUUCCUCAAGACCAAAUACUGGUCUCACUACGUCGACAUCGAACGCAAGCUCUUCGACGAGACGUGCAAGGAGCACGCCAAGACCUUCGCCAAGGUCUGCAUCCAGCAGUACUUCGAGAGCAUCAGCGGCGACAUGCGCAGCUUCCACAAGCACCGGUCAAGCAAAGACGAUAGCGACGAUGAUGAUGAUGACAAGAAGAAGAGCGACGAGGACAAGCUUCUCGGGAUCCACGACCAGGACGAUAUGAAUAAAGUUCUGUGGAAUUGGCACACGUGUAAGCCACCUCUGGCACUGAGGAAGGAACAGUCGGAUGGAGAAUCCCAUGAAGGGCUCAUACCAAAUGGAGACGUCCAUGGAGUCAGUGGAGGACCAAAUGGAUAUGCUAACGGUCACGCUCCUGAUUUGCCUAAGAGGGAAUGGGCGGUAUACUACAGCAAAGUUUGAACAUUUCAAAAGAGGAAAAAGCACCAUUCACUGUGGCAUGGAUAUUUUUGAUUGACUAUUUAGACUGAUAAGACUGAUUGUCCUUUACGAUUUAGACUGUGGUUUAAAGAUAGAAUUGAAGUCCUUUUUGUGGUGUGAUCAUUUAUAAUAAUUCAUAUUUUGAUGGAGGGCUUAGUUGGAAAUGAUUCCUGGCAUCCAACAUCAAACACUCCCAAAUUGGCACUUUUGUUGCUCCUUGGUUUCAGAGUGGUUACCUGUAUUUUUUGUUAGAGUACCCAAAGGGGGAACCUUACUUGAGUUGUUGUACAUAAUGUGUCAGAUAUGUCAUGAGGAUGUACAGUCUGUUUCUUGUUAUUACUGCUAUGUGUAGACUUUUAAAAAUUCUUUAUCAAUUAAACCAAACAUCAAAUGGC
This is a messenger RNA of Oncorhynchus nerka (sockeye salmon), 4248 nucleotides long. RefSeq names its product calcium homeostasis modulator protein 1. The record is from RefSeq and is a predicted model, not a curated record. Bases 2756 to 3835 code for a protein of 359 amino acids. Gene Ontology annotation, cellular component: plasma membrane. NCBI's taxonomy places the organism in Eukaryota, Metazoa, Chordata, Actinopteri, Salmoniformes, Salmonidae. The transcript is spliced from 2 exons. Gene Ontology annotation, molecular function: monoatomic cation channel activity.